AUGGGUAAUUGCAUGAUUUGCAUCAAGCCUGAAUCCGAAGCUAUGUGGGGAGGGGAAGACUGGACAUCGGCCAUGAAAAUGGUGAAAGAAGAAGAAGAAGAAGAAGAAGAAGAAGAACUAGUACGUAGUUAUUGGAAAGAAACACAAUAUUCAUCGUCGAAUGUAAAAGAGGUAAAGGUUAAGAUAACGAAGAAGCAAUUGGAGAAAUGGUUAGGGAAGAUGGAUUGUCAACAAAAGAGGUUAUGCGUUGAACAAGCUUUAGCACAAUUGAUUAAAGUUAGUGUUCAUUGUAAGACUCAUCAUAGGUCUUGGAAGCCUAUGUUGCAAACCAUUCCUGAAGUUUAA
Molecule: messenger RNA, 345 nt
Organism: Spinacia oleracea (spinach)
Lineage: Eukaryota; Viridiplantae; Streptophyta; Magnoliopsida; Caryophyllales; Amaranthaceae
Exons: 1
Coding region: 1-345 (114 amino acids)
Source: RefSeq, a predicted model, not a curated record